Molecule: messenger RNA, 2270 nt
Organism: Cuscuta europaea
Lineage: Eukaryota; Viridiplantae; Streptophyta; Magnoliopsida; Solanales; Convolvulaceae
Source: the annotation of a GenBank genome assembly
CAAAUUAAUAGUGAAUGCAUGCUGAAUUUGCGGCGACGGGGUAAAUGACACCAACCAUAUAUUCAGGGGCACAAAUUCGCAAGUCUAGUUGGGUUUAGGGUUUUAGCGUGUGGCGCUUGGUCUGCUUCCCCACUUCAAAUGGCAACGCUAAGCGACGAGAAUGCAUCCUCCCAGAGCACAGAAAUGGAGAUGGAAAAUGGGACUGAUGUUAUUGAAGAAGAAGAAGACCAGAACUGGGAUGAUUGGGAAGCCGACGAAGAAGACGAUACUAUGGACCCGGAAUUGCUUUGCUUGUUCUGUGAUUCUCUGCUAAACUCCGCCCGAGCUCUGUUUCAGCACUGCGCUUCCUCCCACCACUUUGACUUCGAUGAACUCAAGAAUGAUCUCGGCUUGGAUUUCUAUGGUUGUUUCAAGCUCAUCAACUACAUUAGGUCUGAGGUUGCUGAAAGUAGAUGUUGGAAUUGUCAGCUCACCUUUAAAUCGAAGCAGGAUAUGCAAGACCAUUUACACAAAAUAAUCAAGUAUAAAAACAAUGUCCUGCCUUGGGAUGAUGACAAGUAUCUGAAGCCUUACUUGCAGGAGGAUGCACUUCUAUUCAGUUUUGUUGAAGAUGAUGAAGGCAUAGAUGAUACUAUGUCUGUCGAUAACAAUGAUGCAUUGUGUCCAAAGGACAUGAGUAGUUUUGAGCAUAUUAGAAUUGAUGAUCAUGAAUUCACAUCUGAUGAGUACAAAUCUAGACGUGGAGCCUGUUGUGAGAAUGGUGGAAAGAAGGUUACACCUACCACGGAUGGAUGUUGCAAUAAUGGAAAUUCUUUGGGUAAUUCAGAAAUCAGAAUUGAAGAUUCUAAGGACUGUAAUAUUUUACUUCAUGGGAGUUCAGAGGACAAGGGGCAUACUUGUUCUAUUACAGAUAUUGCCAGAAAGAAAAUAAAUAACAUAAACAGUAGUUAUUUUGGUGCAUAUAGUUCAUUUGGCAUUCAUAGGGAGAUGAUCAGUGACAAGGUAAGGACAGAUGCCUAUCGCAGAGCAAUUUUGGAAAAUCCAUCUCUUAUCAGGGGAAGCACGGUUAUGGAUGUUGGUUGUGGCACUGGCAUUCUAAGUCUCUUUGCAGCGCAAGCUGGAGCAUCAAGGGUAUUAGCAGUGGAAGCUAGUGAAAAGAUGGCUGCUGUUGCUACUGAGGUUGCAAAGGAAAAUGGACUUCUGUGGAAUGCUAGUCCAGAUCAUAGUGGGGUACUCGAGGUGGUCCAGGGUAUGGUUGAAGACAUUGAAAUUACCCAUAAAGUAAAGCCGAACAGUGUUGAUGUGUUGAUAAGUGAAUGGAUGGGUUAUUGCCUUCUAUACGAGUCUAUGCUAAGCUCUGUGCUGAUGGCACGAGACAAAUGGCUGAAACCUGAUGGUGCAAUUCUACCAGAUACAGCUACCAUGUUUGUUGCAGGAUUUGGAAAAGGUGGAACUAGCAUUCCAUUCUGGGAAAAUGUGUAUGGCUUUAACAUGUCCUGUAUUGGCAAAGAACUAGCUGCUGAUGCUUCUCAUUUUCCAAUCGUUGAAGUUGUUGAUAGUUCUGAUUUAGUCACCAGCACGGCAGUCCUUCAGGCAUUCGAUCUGCUCACUAUGAAGACUGAGGAUAUGGAUUUCACAUCUAUAGUAGAAUUGGAACUACAGAAUGGAGAUUCCUCCCUUGACAGCUCUUUGUUGGAGUCGAAGCCUAUAAUAACUACUUGGUGUUAUGGACUUGUCUUAUGGUUUGACACUGGAUUCACAGAUAGGUUCUGUAAGGAAAUGCCAACAAAUCUGUCAACGUCUCCAUACCAGCCAACAACACACUGGUCACAGACUUUACUGACCUUCCAAGAACCAAUUGCAAUGUCAUUAGGAAGUCCAUCACCAUCUCCGUCAUCAUGUUGUCAUGGCAACGGUGGCAAGUUAGAAGCACUAGGUACUGAUGCCUCUCCGGCUGUAAGAAUACAAUCCCGCAUUAGUAUCGCGCGUUCUAUUCAGCAUCGCAGCAUUGACAUCUCCAUGGAGGUAACAGCAGUUGGUCAUGAUGGGAGAAAACACAGUUGGCCAGGUCAACUCUUUAAUUUAUAAUUAUAGUGGUAAUUUUGGGCUCAGUUUUAAUCCAAGCCCUAAGAGAGGGCCGUUUUCGACUUCAUCCUAUACCACCAAAUCUUUUUUUGAGUUGUAUUUCUCUUGUGUUGAAAUACAUUUAAGUUCUGUUUCCUCUUCAUUUAUUAAUAAUAACAUUAUAUUUAAUAAUUUUCUUUCCUCAA